AUGAUUGAAAAUAAUUUCACAAUCUUCCAUCCCACUGUAUUUAUUCUGCUUGGUAUCCCAGGGCUUGAGAGCUACCAUAUCUGGCUUUCUAUUCCAUUUUGCCUCAUGUAUGUGACUGCAGUGUUGGGUAAUGGUGCUCUCAUCCUAGUCGUCCUCACUGAGCGUAGUCUCCACGAACCCAUGUACAUCUUUCUUUCCAUGCUGGCUGGCACUGACAUACUACUUUCUACAACCACUGUGCCCAAGGCACUGGCCAUCUUCUGGUUCCACGCGGGGGAGAUUGCUUUUGAUGCCUGCAUCACCCAGAUGUUCUUCAUCCAUGUUGCUUUUGUGGCUGAAUCUGGAAUCCUGCUUGCCAUGGCGUUUGACCGAUAUGUGGCCAUUUGUACUCCCUUAAGAUACACAACAAUCUUAACGCCUAUAAUGAUUGGGAAAAUUUCCCUGGCUAUUUGGGGGAGGAGUAUUGGGACUAUAUUUCCCAUCAUUUUCCUGCUGAAGAGGCUGCCAUAUUGCAAGACCAAUAUCAUCCCUCACUCAUACUGUGAGCACAUUGGUGUGGCUCGGCUGGCUUGUGCCGACAUCACCAUUAAUAUCUGGUAUGGUUUCUCGGUCCCAAUGGCAUCAGUAUUAGUUGACGUUGCACUCAUUGGUAUAUCUUACACCAUGAUCCUUCAUGCUGUCUUCAGAUUACCCUCCCAGGAGGCUCGGCACAAAGCACUCAACACUUGUGGCUCCCACAUUGGGGUCAUCCUGCUUUUCUUCAUCCCAUCAUUUUUUACUUUCUUGACUCACCGCUUUGGUAAAAACAUCCCCCAUCAUGUCCAUAUCCUUCUUGCCAAUCUUUAUGUUCUUAUCCCUCCCAUGCUCAAUCCUAUCAUUUAUGGGGCAAAGACCAAGCAGAUUAGGGACAGUAUGACUCACAUGUUCUCUGUCAUGGCCAAGGGGUAG
Sarcophilus harrisii (Tasmanian devil) is the source of this 948-nucleotide messenger RNA. RefSeq names its product olfactory receptor 52B2-like. The record is from RefSeq and is a predicted model, not a curated record. Gene Ontology annotation, cellular component: membrane. Gene Ontology annotation, biological process: G protein-coupled receptor signaling pathway. NCBI's taxonomy places the organism in Eukaryota, Metazoa, Chordata, Mammalia, Dasyuromorphia, Dasyuridae. Bases 1 to 948 code for a protein of 315 amino acids. Gene Ontology annotation, molecular function: G protein-coupled receptor activity; olfactory receptor activity. The transcript has a single exon.